This is a messenger RNA of Zeugodacus cucurbitae (melon fly), 1162 nucleotides long. RefSeq lists its product as uncharacterized. Bases 269 to 853 code for a protein of 194 amino acids. The record is from RefSeq and is a predicted model, not a curated record. Lineage: Eukaryota; Metazoa; Arthropoda; Insecta; Diptera; Tephritidae. The transcript has 2 exons.
GAAAUAAUCUACUAUUAGAACAGAAGAAAGUAAGUGUUCGCAUGAAUCAGAUAUUCAAAUCUUGCGUAACUAAUUGUAAUAAAUAAUUGGAAAUAGAACAAUAUUAAUAAAAUACGUGAUCGCAUCUAAUAAGUGAAAAACUUGAUAGAGACAACAGUGUAAACAGCAGGCAACAAAACAAGUAGAAGGAACCCAUAAAGCAUAUACAAACACGACACCUGUGGAUUGUAAAAUAUCGCAGUAUUGGGGUGUUUUCAAAAACAGGAACAUGAGCUGCUUAUUAAAUUUCGAUGCAGUAAACCAGUUAAUGGGCAAACUCCGCCUCUUUUUCUGGUGCAAGGCAAACUCGUCUCACAUAAGCCAAGAAGAAAUACUAACAGAUGUGGCAAAAUCAACUCUCAUACCAACGGCUUUUGUCAAAUUAGAACACGAUGGCAACUUACACGAAAUAAGAGUCAUGAUUAACACAUCCCGAAAAGUGACUGCAAUUGCUGAAGAGCUGGUACAAAAAUUGAAGCUACCAAUCACAUACGUUAAAUCUUCUCCUAUUUAUAAAAUCACAAUAAGAUCAAAAACAGAUCCGGACUGGACUAUCGAAAUUAACAGUGUCAGUAGAAAUGAAUUACCGAAACAGCCAUAUGAUGAUAAUAGAAGUGGCGAAAUCGUCAACGAAUUUGACCACUUACCUCUGGCCGACCCACACUUCUACAAUACCGCUAAAGUAAUGAUGGAACUAGGAGCAGACGUAUACUCUCGGCUUAUAAAACCCGAAUUUUUUAAAUCCCAGAACGGAAACUUUAUUGCACAGGACACCGCACUCGGUUUCAUUGUAACUGGUACAAAUGAGGUUUAACCCCAAACUUCAUAUUACAAAGCUUUCGGCAUGUUUAAUCCAAAUAAAAAUACAAAUAAAUUAUGAAAAAUCGCCCUUCUCUAGUACAGGGGGAGAAUAAUGCUAAGCACAAACAACCGCCACACUAUUAUAAUACAUACAGCAUACUAAAUAAAUAGUUGAUUUCUUUUUAAAUAAUCAAACCAUGGAAAUGUAACAAAAUACAUACAUACAUAUACAUCAAACCAUGGAAAUGUAACAAAAUACAUACAUACAUACAUAUAUAUAAAUUGUACUAUAUAAUCCUUAUUAUUAAAAAAUACAUUGAUU